AUGGCCUCUGAGUACUUACUCCCUAUUUUUAUUAAAGGUUGUGAUCAUUCGAGGACACGGCCCAGAGUUCCCGAUGUUAGCACAACAGAGACGAAUAAAGAUGGGAAAAGUGGAGGUCAGGGUUCUGCCUCUUCUUCCAAAAGUACCGACACGGUACGUCAAGAAGAUCUCCACAAAAUGAAAGAAGAAAUAAAGGAUGAAUUGCGCAACAUUCGUGAGAAUUUGGCGUCAGAGAGAAAACAAGACAGAGACCAAUUGCUUUUGCUUCAGCGAGAACAUAAACAUUUGCAAAAUGAUUUUGAAAGACUCCGAAGUCAGAAGAGUGAAUUGUCAUCCCGUUUGGAUGAUUUGAUAAGUUCGGUAGACAGUUUGAAGAGCAAACUGGAAGAAAAGGAACGUGAAUAUCAGGAGCUGAAAAGAAUAAAUGAUGGGCUGAAAGGAGACUUGAUGAGACAAAAUAAGAGUAACUCCAGAUCCAUACAAAAGAAGGACAGGGAGAAAGAAGAAAUGGAGAGAAGAUUAGAAAAGAAAGAGGAUGAAUAUAAAUUAUUACAAGCCAUGAUGGAAACAUUAAAAACUGACCACGAGGAAAGACUUCACAGACUAAAAGUCGUGAAUAAAGAAAAGGUUAGGGUAGACGGGGAGUACAAAAACGUACUGUCGGAGAAAAAAGACCUGGAAUCUAAGUACCAAGCCCUGAACCAGCAAGUAAAGGAAGCACAAGUGAAACAUACAGAGGAAGUGAUGCAACUCCGAGGUGAUGUCAAGGAUAGUAUGCUGAGGAUUGAGGAGUUAGAGAAAGACAAAAACGAAUUAUCACAACAGCUGUCAGAGUCUGAAAAAGAAAACGAAGAACUGAAAAGGGAGAAUAAGAAACUAGAAGAGGAUCUACGCCGUACUGAAGAUGAUAAGGACCUUCUGCAAACGAGGCUUCGUCAGUCUGACCUUCAGAAGUACACAGUUCCUCCGUUCUCUUCAGUCGCUAGGCAUUCAAAUUAUCCUCCGCACACAAGAGCUCCACCAAAGCCUCUAUGGAGGUUGGGUGCACGUGGUAAACAUCAGUAACAAAUGAAAAC
Molecule: messenger RNA, 1076 nt
Organism: Saccostrea cuccullata (small rock oyster)
Lineage: Eukaryota; Metazoa; Mollusca; Bivalvia; Ostreida; Ostreidae
Product: girdin-like
Exons: 3
Coding region: 1-1065 (354 amino acids)
Source: RefSeq, a predicted model, not a curated record